Molecule: messenger RNA, 11830 nt
Organism: Menidia menidia (Atlantic silverside)
Lineage: Eukaryota; Metazoa; Chordata; Actinopteri; Atheriniformes; Atherinopsidae
Source: the annotation of a GenBank genome assembly
UCGGAGGGACUGAGAAUGCCCGUGUUGUACUGACACAGUAGCGAUACGGGCUGAGCAGACAUGGAGGCCCGAUUAACGAGAGAGGCCAGUGUUGACACAUCCAGGCCCAGCUAACGACAAGUCGUUGUGGAUUUCAGAGCAUCUCGGGAAAUAUUACGGAUACCAAUUGCUGUAAGGAAAAGAGGAUUUUAAGAGCGAGGAGGAAGAAAUAAAGGGAGAUCCAUUUCGGGUCUCUGUUGAUUCAACGCAGCCGCCAUUUUGUUGACAGUUAGUGUUUUUUUAAUAACCUACACGGCGCUGCAUCUGCUAUAUUCUACCACUGGAAUAUAAUUCACCACAUUUUUUUGCGAGUGCUCUCCAGCCGAUUUAAUUCUGUUGGAAGAUAUAAAGAUGUGUGGCCACCACGUUGAUGCACAUGAAGGCAGGACACAGAGCCGAAUAAUGUGAUCACUUGUUUCUGGAAAAAUACAGAGUUGAAGGACGGAGAAAGAGGGCUGGACAGCCAAGAAGGGAGAGGAGCCCCAUCAAAAUAAGGGGAGCUUCACCCUCACUGCUAUCCCCCUCCCCCUUUCCCUGUCACCCCUAUCCCAUCCCCACACAAAUACUCUACCUUGUAUCCACAAAAUCUCCCUCUGAAUAGACGUGCAUACGCCCAAAAAUUCCGAUGGAUCAGAAGAUUCAGGGGAGAACUGCAACUCCACCCCCCCUCCACUCUGGUGCCCCCUCAGGGGAGCGCGAAAAGGAGGGUGGAGGUGGGAAAAAAGAGGAAGAGGAUGAAAAACAGCGGGACAGAGAAAAAGAGGGAGCUGCUGCUGUUCUAGCUGGUGCAGGAGGUGCAGGUGGGGCUGCAGGCGCCAGUGGUGACCAGUCCCAUUUCUCCAUCAAAGAGAGCAGCCUGUCCGAGGGCAAUGUCAAACUUAAGAUUGGCCUUCAGGCAAAACGCAUGAAGAAGCCCCCGAAGAUUUUGGAGAACUACGUGUGCCGACCAGCCUUCCGGGCCACUGUGAGGCACACCGGUCGUGGAGGAGGCGGUGCCCGUGGAAACCGUGCAGGAGCUACAGGUGACGGGUCACACGGUCAUAGCCAGAGUCCUUCACAGGGCCGGGAACAAGACAGAGAAAAUAGUUCCAGUGUGAACAGAGCACCGGCUUCGCAGUCUUCAUCUGCCCUCUCUGCUAAAGCCCCGAAACCGGCUUCCCCAGCUCCCCCGUCUGGUAAUACUUACACCUCCUCAGCCUCCCAGGUGAACGGGAAUGCUCCAGUGAAAAAGGGUCCAACAAAGAUGGAUUGUAAGCCUGAUACAAAGUCAGAGACAAAAGCCAGCACUACCACAUCAGAGAGACCCCUUAACCUUCAUCGCCCUCCACCAGAUGGCAAAACACAUUCCUCUGGGAAGAAAACACCAACUCCACAAACCAACCCCCGCACUUCUUCACCUUCCUCACCACUACCUGCAUCAAAAGAACCCAGCUUUGAUGGUGUUAAGCCCCCUCAAUACACUUACAGCACAGAAGGUCAGAAAGACAAGGAAAAGGGUGUCCAAAGUUGGGGAGCGCCCACAGUCACUGAGAAACUAGCCCAACUUAUAGCGACUUGCCCUCCAUCAAAAACCCCUAAGCCAACUAAACCCACAAAAAACGAUCCCACCCCUUCUCUUCCAAGCUCAGGCUUUAUGGCUCCCACAGCCAAGCAACGGGACAGGGCAAUGGCCAAUAGGAACACAUAUUCAAGAAUGGUGCACCUGUCUCCACCACCCCCUGUUUCAAGACCACCUGGUCGGCCCUAUGGUUCUCGGAACAAAGACAGCGUCUCCGAAAAUUCCCCCUCUUCGACGCCACUAAGGAAGGAGGACACGGAAGGAAGUGGAAAAGUUAUUGGUAGUAGCAGCAACAACAGCGGCGUUAAUAUAUGCAGCAGCAGCCCUGCAUUCACCUACAGCAAUAACCAUCUGUCAGCCAUGUCAAAGGAGAGCAGCGGUGACAACAGCAGCAGUAGUGCGUCGAAGCCACUGUCACGUCCUGCUCACAGUUUAUCACACACCACGUCUGCUCCAUCUUGUCCUGUUUCCUCCUCUUCCUCCAUUUCAGCUGAGCAGCGGACAGUAAGUGCAGUGAGUCACCUGGGCCCCGCUGCUCCCUCACAAGGACACCAGGCACGAGAUUCCCCAUCCCCGUCAGAGGACAGUGGUGCAGGGGAGAGGGAGAAGGACAAUGAUGGCCCCAGAGAUUUAACCAAGUGCCCUUCUUCAGCGGGAACAGGAAAGCCAGAGGGGAGAGACAAGGGAGCGAGUAAUCAGUCACUGCAUGCUGAGAGGAGUAAGAGCUCUAGUCCAAGCAAGCGCAGCCCCAGCCGGGAUAGUAGUCGACCGGGUCGAACCAGCAGUCCUCCUGAGUCCAUAAGACAAAGGGCACCUUCUCCAUCAGAAUUAGACUAUGACGAAGGCCCACAAACACCGCUUAGAGAUGAUUCUCCUGAUUCAUCCAUAGACUCACCUGCAGAGCAGGACAGCAAACCCCUUAAAAAGCGCAGGGGAAGAAAACCCCGCUGGACUCGUGUGAUGAACAAGCCACAGACUCAAAGAGCAGGCCAGGACAGCCCCUUCAGCGAGAACAAAACCAACAUGCCUUUAUCUUCAAGCUUGGAAACACCAUCUGUACCGGUUAAAAGACCUGUGGGCAGGCCCCCCAACCCAAAUAAGAUCAAACCAAAUCCUGUGCCACAAACUUCAGUGUCACAGCUCUUCCCUCUCCAGCCUAAGAAAAGGGGAAGACCGAAGUCCAAAAUGCCAAGGCUUGAUGCUCCUGUCCCUGGGAACCUCCCUAACAAGCUUGCUCCCUCAAAGGUUUUUUCAUCUUUGCUGAAGUCCAAGGAAGAGCAGGACCCACCUGUUCUUCACCCAGAGAUUGACUUUAACCCUCCUAAACCUAUGCCUAGAAAACGUGGACGUCCCAAGCGCCUUCCCCCAACUUUGCCACAAGAGGGUCAGCCUCCCACAUUGGCCCCAGAAUCAGGAGAAAUGGGAGACAAGCGGUUCCGGAGUAAAGGAAAUGGGCAGCUUAUUAUGAGAACUAUUAUUGGCAAGAUCAAUAAGAUGAAAAGUGUGAAGCGGAAGCGUAUACUGAGUCAAAUCUUACUAGGUCCAAGGACUGAAGACACCCCUAAAGGGAACCCCAGUGGGGUGUCUGGCACUGUGGAAGCCACAACCCAGUCGUUAUCCUCUCUGGCGGCUUCUUUUGGGGGUAAGUUAGGGCCACAAAUUAAUGUCAGUAAAAAGGGAACGAUAUACAUGGGUAAGAGGAGAGGCCGUAAACCGAAAGCAGCUGGUGGUAUGACGUCUACGACAUCACCAGACCACUUUCUUUCUCCGAACACUGCUUCUCCUCUCCAUCACCAUCAGUCACAGUCCCAGCAGCACCAGCUAUCCUCCUCCGAGGUAUUUCCUUCUCCCUCCCUCUCACAGUCGAGUGGAGGCCACAGUCCCAUCAGUGAUGCCAGCUUUGUGGAGCCAGGCACAGUUCACUUUUCAGGUCACUCUCACUAUUCUAACUCCCUUCACAGCCACAACACCUUCUCCUUCCCUCCCCCAACUUUUUCUGCCCCCAAUAAAGUCCUUGGCUCAGCUUCAUCUAUCGCCAUGUCAGCUUCCCAGAAAAAGUCAUCCUACCGUGGAUACCCUCACCACCACCACCACCAUCAUUACCGGCAGCACUACAAUUAUCAUAAGCUUUCUCCCCCAAGGCCGCUCCAUCCCACCUCACCUGCUCCCCUUAGUGAGCUAAAAGAAGCUACUCCGUCACCAGUCAGUGAGUCACACAGUGAGGAGACGGUGCCCAGUGACAGCGGCAUAGGAACUGACAACAACAGCACAUCUGACCGCGGUGAGAAGACUGGAGGCACCGGUGGCUUGGGCGGGAUUGGGAUGCUUCCUGGGAUGGGCAGUGGAUUAUUAAUGCCAAGUAUCAUCGGUUCAGCGAUGGCUACGGGAAUUGGCCUUAACUCCAGAGGCAGGCGUAGACACUCUGCCGUGCUUAUGGAACAUCCCUCACCCUCUCCAUCCCCCCAUGGUGCAAGGUCGUCUCCUGAUCCCCGGAAACCUCAUUCAGCAGCUCCUGUAUCCUCCUUAUUGGGUCACAAGGAAAAACAUAAGCACAAAUGCAAACGACGCAGCCAUGGAUGCCCUGGUUACGACAAGCUAAAGAGACAGAAACGGAAACGAAAGAAGAAAUACCUGCAGUUGCGGUCUAGGCGGCUUGACCCAGACUUUCUUGCUGAGCUAGAUGAGAUUAUUGUGAUGCUAAGUGAAAUCCGAAUAACACACCGCUCCACAGGGCACCGGCUCGGCAAUGGGCUAGGGAUACCAGCUGGAACAAGUCGAAUGUCAGGCCUGGGGAGCAGAGCCAGUGGUGUAAUAGGAGGCACAGGCGGCCCUCCUCCUCAUCAUUAUGUUCACAGAGAUCUGCUGCCUACAAUCUUCAGGGUUAAUUUUGGCAGGUUCUACUCUCACCCUGCAUACUCCUGCGACCCGCUGCACUAUGUUCGCAAACCAGACAUGAAAAAGAAACGGGGGCGGCCGCCCAAAUUGAGGGAGUCCAUGUCUGAGGUUCCUUUUGUACCCGGGCUUGGAUUUCCGCUCUCGGGUGGAGGUUUCUACCAUCCUUCCUAUGGAGUUCCCUACUCCUCCGGGCCCCUGGGGUUGGGCUAUUACAGAGGCUAUCCUCCAGCAAGUGCUCUGUAUCCUCACCCUCACCACCAGUCGCCUCACACAGCCCCUUCCCACCACACGCAUCACCCACCAUCUUUUCCUCCCCCUCCUCCCACUUCUUACAUGCAUCAUCACCAUCCUUCUCACCUUCUGCUGAAUCCCUCAAAAUUUCACAAGAAAAAGCAUAAGCUCCUUCGGCAGGAGUACCUGGGAGGAGGAAGGUCCCCUGUCCUGUUCCCACCGAUGUCCUCUGAGCUUUCUUUCAACUGGCACCAUAAACACAAACACAGACACAAACACAGGGAGCGUUUUUCUGAGGAAGACAGGGACGAAGCAGCAAGGAGUGGAUCAGGGAACCGGGCAGGUGCAGGGAUUUCUGACAAAGGAGGAUCAGGGAAAGGAGAGCGGGUUGGUGGUUUGGGAAUGGCAGAGUCUUUACAAAGAUGCCGCUUUGGAAGAGAGACCUCCAGUGCCACUACCAGCAAGCAAGCUGCUGCCGCCUCAGCCAACUCCCCUUCUUCUUCCUCUUCCUCAUCUGCUGACAGGUACAAGCGAAAAGAGAGCUCCAUGCCCUGUCUAGGACCUUCUAGACUUGCGCUGAGUAGUAGUUCUAAAGGCCAUCACCCAGUUGAAUCAUGGUUCAGGAUGGGGAGCCCGGAAGGAGAAUACUCUAAACUUUCACGGAGUCAAGUGGCAACUGGCCAAAGCUCAUUCCCAGACGGGCGAGCAGAUGACCCAGCAGGCUGCUCAGACAGCGAGGAUGACGAGCCUCUCACUCCCACAGAGGAUGUGGAAACUCACAAUUCUCCAAAUCUUACAAAUCUGUUCGCCUCUGCUCUCACCCGGAAGUCGCAGAAAGGAGGCAGGAGCAGGAAAGCUGACAUGGCUUUGGAGGGUUCCAGCUUCUCCCACAUGGAACGGCCAAUGAGAAAGGACCGCUCAACAUCAGCAGAGCGGAGAGAUUUAGGCUCAUCAGGUAUCUCGACAAGAGGCGUGUCCCUCCCAACCUCUGAAGGCCCUGAAGGAUCUCUGCACCAUCGGCCCUCCCUGUUCCAUUCCCACAGCUCGGCCUCCUCCUCCCUCCUCUCUGCCUCUCAGGACUGCUGCCUUGAUGCCUCCCUGCCCCACCACUCACACCGAGCGCAGCCACCCAAGCACAGCCUGCAUCACGUCAACAAAAUUCUGCGUGCCAAAAAGCUGCAGAGACAGGCUCGCACUGGAAACAAUGUGGUGAAGAAGAGGGGCCCCGGACGUCCCAGGAAAUAUCCACUGCCCUCUCCACCGCCAUCCCCACCCCCCAUGGUUGAGUUGAAUCAGAGCCGUCACAGGGACAGCGGGGGAGAGCGGCUGGCAGGGGCCAGGGGGCGGGAUGGUGAUACCGUCUCAGAUGCUAUUGAGUCGGUAGUCCAGGGCCAGCGUAGGAAAGGUCAGAAGAGGAAGCACUGGGAGAGAGAUAGAGAUGAUGAAGAGGAGGAGGAGGUUGAAGAUGACAGGGAGGUUGAAGAGACUGUGGAACAAUUACCAGACAGAGAAGAGACCAUAAGCAACUUAACUGCAAAGCCCAGAGCUGGGACCGGAAGAAGCUGGCCUGCACAAGAAGAACAUCAGGAUUUCCAGGGCUCAGUGGAAAGCAAGCCAGAUGGCCAGGGCCCCAUGGAGUGUCCAGGCCCCGUCUCUAGGGAACAAGCUCCACCCAUGCCCACGAACAACCCACGAGAAAAGAGAGCAGCUAGACCUCCGAAGAAGAAGUUCCAGAAAGCAGGGCUAUAUUCUGAUGUGUACAAGACUGAAGACCCGCGCAGUCAGCUUCUGCAGCUAAAGAAAGAGAAGCUGGAGUACAUACCCGGCGAACAUGAAUAUGGAUUGUUUCCUGCUCCCAUACAUGUUGGGAAGUACCUGAGACAAAAGCGUAUUGAUUUCCAGUUGCCUUACGACAUCUUAUGGUUGUGGAAACACGAUCAGCUUUACAAGAGGCCUGAUGUCCCCCUUUAUAAAAAGAUUAGAUCAAAUGUCUAUGUAGAUGUGAAGCCUCUUUCUGGUUAUGAAACGACUACCUGUAACUGUAGACCUCCAGAUCCAGCUGAGAAAGGCUGUUUGGAUGACUGCCUGAAUAGGAUGAGCUUUGCGGAGUGCUCUCCCAGCACAUGUCCAUGUGGUGAUCACUGUGACAACCAGCACAUCCAGAGACACGAGUGGGUCCAGUGUCUGGAGCGGUUCCGUGCUGAAGGGAAAGGAUGGGGUAUCCGUACUAAGGAGACUCUCCGGUCUGGCCAAUUUAUCAUUGAAUAUCUUGGAGAAGUUGUUAGCGAGCAGGAAUUCAGGAGUCGAAUGAUGGAGCAGUACUUCUCGCACAGUGGCCAAUACUGUCUGAACCUGGACAGCGGCAUGGUGAUUGACAGCUACAGAAUGGGCAAUGAGGCACGCUUCAUAAACCACAGCUGUGAACCCAACUGUGAGAUGCAGAAGUGGUCAGUGAAUGGAGUGUACAGGAUCGGUCUGUUUGCCCUUAAGGAUAUUACUACCGGGACAGAACUCACCUAUGACUACAACUUCCAUUCCUUCAACACAGAAGAACAGCAAGUGUGUAAGUGUGGCUCAGAGAGCUGCAGGGGCAUCAUUGGAGGAAAGAGCCAACGUAUCAAUGGCCUGCCGGGGAAAACAGGAGGGGCUCGACGGCUGGGUCGCCUCAAAGAGAAGCGGAAGUCAAAACACCAGCUCAAGAAGCGAGAGGAAGAGUCGAGUGACAGCAACAAAUUUUAUCCCCAUCUCAUGAAACCUAUGUCUAACAGAGAGAGAAACUUUGUGCUGAAGCACAGAGUUUUCCUCCUGAGAAACUGGGAGAAGAUGAGGGAGAAACAGGAGCUGCAGAAGAGAGAGGGUGACAGAGAAAGGGAUGCCAGCAGCCUUUCCAUUUACACGCGCUGGGGAGGAGUUAUCCGCGACGACGGCAACAUCAAGUCAGACGUGUUCCUGACGCAGUUCUCAGCUCUGCAGACGUCCCGUUCGGUCCGCACACGCCGACUUGCCGCCGCUGAAGAAAACACAGAAGUGACACGCACUGCUCGCCUCGCACACAUCUUCAAAGAGAUUUGUGACAUGAUCACCAGCUACAAGGACGCAGCCGGCCAGACACUCGCUGCUCCUCUGGUGAACCUCCCAUCUAGGAAGAGAAACAGCCAGUACUAUGAGAAGGUGUCUGACCCUUUGGACCUGAGCACCAUUGAGAAGCAAAUCCUCACCGGCCAUUAUAAGACUGUGGAAGCGUUUGACACAGACAUGCUCAAAGUGUUUCGCAAUGCCGAGAAAUAUUAUGGCAGGAAGUCAUCGGUGGGCAGGGACGUGUGUCGGCUGAGGAAGGCCUACUACAGCGCUCGCCAUGAAGCUGCCGUCCAGAUUGAUGAGAUUGUGGGUGAAACCGCCAGUGAAGCAGACAGCUCAGAUUCUCUGGAACGGGACCAUGGCCACCACCACCACGGAGGGGGGCCCCAUGACAAAGAUGAUGACGUCAUCCGUUGCAUCUGUGGAAUGUACAAGGACGAAGGCCUGAUGAUCCAGUGUGAAAAGUGCAUGGUGUGGCAGCACUUUGACUGUAUGCGUCUGGAGACCGAGGUGGAGCACUACUUGUGCGAGCAGUGUGACCCUCGGCCUGUAGACACGGAGGUUCCCAUGUUACCACAACCCAGCUAUGCACAGGCUGGCUCUAUCUACUACAUCUGUCUCCUUAGAGAUGACCUGCUGCUGCACCAAGGUGACUGUGUGUAUCUGAUGAGAGACAGCAGGCGCACACCUGAGGGCCAGCCCGUCAGGCAGUCUUACCGUCUCCUGUCUCAUAUCAACCGGGACAAACUGGACAUUUUCCGAAUUGAGAAACUUUGGAAGAAUGAAAAGGGGGAGCGGUUUGCCUUUGGUCAUCACUAUUUCCGUCCUCACGAGACACAUCAUUCGCCAUCUCGGCGUUUCUACCAGAACGAAUUGUUCCGUAUGCCACUGUAUGAGAUCAUUCCUCUGGAGGCAGUGGUGGCAACCUGCUGUGUCCUUGAUCUUUACACUUACUGCAAGGGACGGCCGAAGGGUGUGAAAGAGCAGGACGUGUACAUCUGUGAUUACCGCUUGGACAAGUCGGCCCACCUGUUCUACAAGAUCCACCGUAACCGUUACCCAGUCUGCACCAAGCCAUAUGCCUUCAACCACUUCCCCAAACGGCUCGCGCCCAAAAGAGACUUCUCGCCUCAUUAUGUUCCUGACAACUAUAAGAGGAACGGUGGCCGAUCCGCCUGGAAAAGCGAGAGACCCAAAGAAGCUGGAGGCUGCGAGGAUGACGGCUCGUCAUGCGACCGGGGUGAGGACUUCUCACACGAAGCAGAAGAGGGAAGAGGAGCAGAGGACGACGUGGACAUGGCUCGAGAGGAUCCCGAACAGCUCGCAGCGACACCCAGACGAGCCGAUCGGGAAAGAGGAGGAGAGGAGGAUGAAGAGGAGGAGGAAGAGGAGGAAGAAGGACAGGAGGCAGAGGUGCGCAAGGAGUUAGAGGAAGGUUCCGAUGAGAGGAUAGGAGAGAUGCUUGAACUCCCAUCCUCAUCAGCCUCCUCGCCUCUUCAUCACCCAGCUCUGGGCAGGAGAGAGGCCCAGAGAGAGCGGCUCAACAAGAUUCUGCUGGAUCUGCUCCAUAGAACACCCAGCAAGAACGGUGAGGGACCGGGAUCAGAGCAGGGGGCCAUUGAUGUCACUUAUCUCCUUGAGGAGGGAGCAGGGCGACGGCUGCGAAGACGGACGCUUGGAUUUGGAGAUUUUGUUGGCAGAAAAUAACGUUUCCACGUGCCUGUCACGGUUGCUGCCUUUCACUGUCGUGGGAAGGGAGCAGAAAAUGAAGAGACGGCAAGAAGGGAAAUGAGCGUUGUUGGUUAUUCAACCAUUACGGACCACAAUGCAUCCCUAGGGGUCUCUUCCAGUUUACCUCUUCCUAGACUGUCGUCUCAACUCUGAGAAAGUGGAGGGGGUUUGGAAGCGCUGACUCGGAGGCAAUUUCAGCUUGUCAAGGGGUUCUCAUGCUCGAGGAUAGAGCUGACCCAGAUUUAUUUCCUAUUUAAGUAGUAUCAUGAGACAACUCUUUUUUUUCUCAAAAUGAAUUAACAUAGGAGAAAUAACCCAUGCACUUAAAUGCAUUGAACAUUACAAACAUGGGUAGAUGUAUUCCACUAGCAGGCAUAAAAAAUUAAACAACUGGUACUGAGUAGGAACAGACAGAGAGGCAAGUGUGAAUGCUGAAGAAUUGUUCCCCCUGGUGGGAUUUAGCUGCAACAACAAAAUGUAACUGAUAACUGAUAAGAGAAGCUCUGCAACGGGACCGUGGAGGGGGGUGUUGUUGGAGAAAUGAUGAGCGGUGUGCUCAGAUGCUGCUCUUUAGAACGAGAGAACAAGGGCGGUGAACUGCACUUUUGGUACCGUGGAUAUUGUGAAGCUCUGUAAUGUAUCUGUAAUGAAUCACACUAACACUCACAGUAUUGGAUGAUGCAGUCUGGAAAAAAAAGCAAGUUCAAAGUUUAUUAUCUUUUUCCUGUUAUACUUAAGAAACUCAUUUAGGAACAGAAGAGGCCCAUGGUAUGUUCUUAGACGUUAGGCAGGAGCCGGAGGAUUGAGGGUGUGCUUUUGUCGGUCAAAGUGUCUUGUUAUUAUUUUUGACUUUGUCGUGAGGCAGUCAGCUUCACCCCUCUUUUUUGAAGUAACAUGAUUCACCAGCUUAACUAAAUAAGGCAGAGGGAGGGGGGACACCGGCUUCAACUGUAACGCCUUACACAGCCGUGCUCUCCCACUGCCUUGUGUGCGAGUGUGUGUGCGUGCGUGCACACUUAUUGUGUGACUGUAAUAUUUCAUGAAAAUAUACCUUUUUAAAAAAAACUUUGAAAAAAAUAAAUAAAUUAAGGGCUUGAUGGCAAUUAACAGUUUUAAGAAAACUAUGGAAAACAAUACUUAACAUGAAAUGUAUCGUGAUGGUCAUAUUUUCUUAUAUUCUGUGAGACGGGUGGGGCGGUGUAUACUGUAUAUUAGUAUGGGGAGGGACUUAAGAUCUUUUUUUGUCUUUCGAAUAUGUUCCUGUUUGCCAUGCAGAAUGUUUUAAAAAGAAAUUGUGAUAUUUGAGGAGAUUACCAUUUUUCCCCAAAUGCCUCCGCUAAAAAGGGACAACCUGCAAUGUCCCACAGUGGUAAACUGACAGAGAAAGUGACGAGAAUGAGACACCGAAAGCCGGAGAGAGGGAACAGGAAGCUGUACAGUGCCAAGUUAUGUAAAUAUACACACUUAACAUUGAGGAGUGUCUCCAAAAGCAAUAUCUUGAAAAUGGAUUUUGUUUAUUAUUCUACUGUACAGGACUCAGCCCUAAAUGUAUUAUGAUUAUUAUUAUAAUAUUAUUAUUAUUUCUUCCGUUUGUAUUACUAUAAUGAAGACACUUAAGUGCGGAAGAAAAUGAGUUUUGUAAUGUCAAGAAGAUCUCACCAUAACUGUCCUGACGACAUAAAACUUAAGCUGAGUUUUCGUUGCCUAUAAAUUAAGUUCUUCUAUGUACUGCAUGAUCGUGAAGAAUGUCGGACGGACACAGAAGGCAUUGGGACAUAACAGUGACUCAGAAACGACACCUUUGUCACUGAAUUUUGUUAAUAAUAUUCCUUUUAAGGAGAACUGUACUCCUUGUUUUUUGCUGCAAAGUGUUGAACACUAAAAAAACAAACCAACAUAAAAAUGUUAUGAUAUUUUCAAAUGGCGACAGAAACAAAAGUUAAAAAAAACUGUCUGCCCAAUAUCAUGCUACUAUAUUUUGUUUUUCUUUCAAAUAGGAAGCAGUUCCGUUUUGUGAUAGCAGUCAUGUAUGAUGCUUGUACUUGUAUUUGUGUGUUUUGUGCGAUCCGUUUAGUUAUUUUUAGACAAUCACAAAAUAAGAUGCAAGCAUUGUAAAUGGCAGACCGGUGGACAUUUUGUGAUGUGUACAGUUUGUCAGAAAAACUUCUUCCACUCGUUAAAAGUUUGUAAUUAUGAUUCUUAAGUCAUGAAAAAUGCUGUUGGUUUUUACUUUUUGUUUUAUAUUUGUUUUUUUGUUUUGUUUUGUUUUUUAAUAAAAGCACUACAUUAUUGUGAACA